AAUCGUGACAGAGAGGAGGAGGACAAGAGGGAGAGCUGCAGAGGGGGAGGACGAAGCGAGAAGCCGAAGAAGGGGCAGAAGAUAGGCCGGAACCGUGCUCAGACGUCCACGGACCAGUCCGCGAGCUUCGUUCCCUCCCUUUAAGUUUCCGCACAUUUUUUUCGCGUCGUCCUAUCAUUUACCCCGUUAGUUAGUUAGAACCACGUUUGCCGCGGCCGAACCGCGAGGACGAAGAUCAGGAUGGCCCUCGCCGCGUCCGACGACGUCAACGAGAAGAGCUACAUCCUGGAGGCGAAGAAGAACUUCGAGGAUACUGGCAGUCUCGCAUCGGAGGAAUCGUACGAUGACAUGAGGCAACUAGUCGGGGAGGAAGAGCAGGAAGAGCAGUCCGGCAAGUUUAACAGUCUGCCGCUUGCCAGCUUCAACUUCAUCAAUUCCAUCAUCGGCAGCGGCGUCAUCGGAAUACCGUACGCUCUGCAUCAAGCCGGCUUUGGGCUCGGCAUUAUCCUGCUGAUCCUAGUGGCAGCGUUAACUGAUUAUUCGCUGAUCCUCAUGGUGCGGAGCGGACACAUCUGUGGCGAGAUGAGCUAUCAGGGCCUGAUGCGUGCGAGCUUCGGCCGCGCCGGCUUCUACAUUCUCACGGUGUUGCAGUUCAUCUAUCCGUUCAUAGCGAUGGUCUCCUACAACAUCGUCGUCGGCGACACCGUGACGAAAGUGCUGACAAGAGUGACCGACAUACCCAUUUUCGCUUAUCGACAAGUCGUUAUCCUGCUGGCGACCCUUGGCAUCACCAUUCCGCUCUGCCUAUACAGGAACGUCGCGCGUUUGGCAAAGAUCUCCUUCUUCUCUCUGGUCUGCGUAGGCUUCAUCCUCCUCGCUAUCGUCAUCCGCAUGGACACCAUGAGCAGCUUAGUUCCUAGUCGCGAGGACAGCUGGAGAUUCGCCAAUUUCCGCGGGGUCGUGCCGUCCAUCGGCAUAAUGGCGUUUGCGUUCAUGUGUCAUCACAAUACCUUCCUGAUCUACGGCUCGAUCGAACGCGCGACCCAGCAGAAGUGGGACGUGGUGACGCAUUGGUCCCUCUUUACGUCCUUCCUGAUCGCGGCUUCGUUCGGGAUCGUCGGCUACGUGACGUUCACGUCGUACGUGCAGGGCGAUCUCAUGGAGAACUACUGCUGGGAUGACGAUCUGAUGAACUUUGCCCGCGUCAUGUUCAGCGGCACCAUACUCCUCACCUUCCCGAUCGAAUGCUUCGUCACGCGCGAGGUGACCAUUUCUUUCUUCCACGUUUCCGUUUUGCAACAGGAAUACGAAAAUAAAGUGCUCAUGACGGCGAUUAAGGGCACGGACGAGCUGGACGGGCACGAGGCCUACGUGCCUAACUCGGACCGCAAGUACCUGAUAAUUACCCUGACGAUCGUGUUACUAGCGUACCUGAUCUCAAUGACGACGGACUGUCUGGGCAUCGUCCUCGAGCUGAACGGCAUCCUCGCUGCGGUACCGCUCGCCUACGUUCUACCCGGCCUCUGCUACCUGAGGCUCGAGGAGGGGUCCGUCUUCUCGUCCAAGAAACUACCGGCGCUCGGCCUGAUGACCGCCGGUAUCCUGGCAGCCAUCUCCGGCCUCCUGCUGAUUAUAAUCAACCAUAGUUCUAGUACUUGCUUCCACGGCAAGAUGAUGCCGUACUGCGUCGACAAUUCGACGGUCAUGACGACAACGGCGGCAUUGCAGCUCGACGUCACCACCCCGAGCAGGGACAGCUUUAUCGUGACCAACAAGCCAGUCGGGAUCUAAGUUCGACGGAUGAUAGAUCUUCAGUCUUAGUCGUAAGUCCAUCAAAUGCCGAAUGGAAAGUACUGCGUGGUUAGGCUCGCGAGACGAGCACGCGGGUAGAAGCAAUUUGAAUCGCCAACGCGGCAAUGUUUUAUGUUCAGACAGAGCGAUUAAGGGGGUAUUCUAGUGUAAAAGCGGAAUUUGUAUGCUAUUUUGGUGAAUUUUUUUUGAAAAAA
Molecule: messenger RNA, 2006 nt
Organism: Ooceraea biroi (clonal raider ant)
Lineage: Eukaryota; Metazoa; Arthropoda; Insecta; Hymenoptera; Formicidae
Product: putative sodium-coupled neutral amino acid transporter 11
Biological process (GO): amino acid transmembrane transport
Cellular component (GO): membrane
Molecular function (GO): L-amino acid transmembrane transporter activity
Source: RefSeq, a predicted model, not a curated record